Molecule: messenger RNA, 1737 nt
Organism: Ilyonectria robusta
Lineage: Eukaryota; Fungi; Ascomycota; Sordariomycetes; Hypocreales; Nectriaceae
Exons: 5
Coding region: 1-1737 (578 amino acids)
Biological process (GO): fatty acid metabolic process
Molecular function (GO): medium-chain fatty acid-CoA ligase activity
Source: RefSeq, a predicted model, not a curated record
AUGGAACCACCCCAGUCGACACUGAGUCUCCUCAAGGGCCCAACAGAACCGCCUCUUUGGCAUACGUCUCUAGGCUCUCUCGUGGAUCAGCAAGCAUUUCAGUACGGGGACCGGCCCGCAGUCAUUAUUCCAUGGCAAUCAGCGCGCCUUUCCUACCGCCAGCUGGCAGCUCGAAGCUGGGUAGUAGCAGAAGCUUUAUUCAAACUCGGGCUCCGUCAUGGCGAGUGCGUUGGCAUUAUGGCCGGUAACCGUUUCGAGUAUCUGGAAACCCUCCUUGGAGCAUCUAGACUCGGAUGCCCUGUUGUGGUUCUGAACACGACAUAUACUCCUUAUGAACUUCAGAAUGCAUUACAGAAAAGCAGUUGCAAAGUGCUAUUUAUUGCACCCUCUAUUGGGUCUAGACAACUGCAUCAGCAUAUCGAGCAGUUGCAUCAGCACAAUACACCAGGGUCUCCACUUCCUGAUUUGUUACAAGUCAUUUCUUUUGAUGAGGUAUCCGGGCUUAAAGGAGAAGUCAAAAUUCAAGAGUAUAAUUCGUUUCUGUCGACCUCAUUAGUUGACGCGGCGAGUGCUGCAGAAUUGAAACGGAUUGCACAGUCGGUCACGCCCGAAGACAUAAUCAACCUUCAAUUCACCUCAGGUACAACUGGCGACCCGAAAGCUGCGAUGUUGUCAAGUUUCAACAUCAUCAACAACGGAAGAUUCGUAGGGGAUGCCUUGCACUUAACUGAACAUGACAUAGUGUGCUGUCCACCGCCAUUGUUUCACUGUUUUGGCCUUGUCCUUGGGUUUAUGGCUUCUUUCACUCACGGAAGUGCAAUCAUUUUCCCGUCGGAUAGUUUUGAUGCAGGCCAAGUGAUACAAUCCAUCAUAGACUACCACGCCACGGUGCUGUAUGGAGUGCCGACCAUGUUUGUCGCGGAAAUGGAAGUGACGGACAAGAUAGGGUGGACUCCGACAACUUUGCGAUUAGGUCUAAGCGCUGGUUCAACUAUGCCAGCGGCCUUGGGCAAGAAGAUGAGCAUCAAGAUGGGCCUUGACAAGGUUCUCAUCGCGUAUGGAAUGACGGAAACAAGUCCAGUAACAUUCCUUACAAACAUGGAAGACUCGCUUGAAAGACGACUGAAUAGCAUCGGUCGGAUCAUACCACACGCGAUGGGAAAAGUCAUUGACAGCGAAGGAAACAUUGUGCCAAGAGGCAAAAAAGGGGAGCUGUGCACCAGCGGCUUUGGCUUGCAGAAGGGUUACUGGAGAAACCAAGCGAUGACAGACGAGGUCAUGAAGAAGGACAAAGAUGGAGUUCUGUGGAUGCACACUGGCGACGAGGUGUUUGUUGAUGACGAUGGAUAUGCCUAUCUUACUGGUCGUAUCAAGGACAUGAUCAUUCGCGGCGGCGAGAAUAUUUUCCCUCGAGAAAUCGAAGAACGGCUUCUUGAGCAUUCAGCCAUUGCAGAAGCCAGUGUCGUCGGGAUACAUGACGAAAAAUACGGCGAAGUAGUGGGCGCCUUUGUGAGAUUGGCGCCUGCGGCAAAAAGCCGACCCCGUGAUGAAGAGAUUCGUGCUUGGGCGAUAGAGAAAUUGGGUCGACACAAGGCGCCCAAGCAUAUUUUCUGGGUGGGUGCUGAGGAAGCCGUGGUCAAUUUCCCUCAGACCGGGAGUGGAAAGAUCCAAAAACAUCUACUUCGAGAUAUUGGGAAUCGACUUGUCAAGCAGAGCAUGAUCAGGCCUAAACUAUAG